This is a messenger RNA of Betta splendens (Siamese fighting fish), 5955 nucleotides long. RefSeq names its product potassium voltage-gated channel subfamily H member 7. The record is from RefSeq and is a predicted model, not a curated record. Lineage: Eukaryota; Metazoa; Chordata; Actinopteri; Anabantiformes; Osphronemidae. The transcript is spliced from 3 exons. The coding region runs from base 375 to 845 and encodes 156 amino acids.
GCGCCGCCACACUUGCGCACGGAGCUUUCGAGGAGCGACGGUGAGAUGUUGGUUCAACUGCGGCUCAGCGACUCCUCCGUUGAUCCCAGCUUCACGUCGGCGAGGAGCGCAGGGGAGCCUCGGCGAUGCGCUCAGCGGGGGGCGCGUCGGAGUUGAAAUAAGGCAAAGACGGGGGGAAGCGCGAGGAAGCGGCCGAGGGGGAGGUUUUUCCUGCGAGGAUGACUGACUGGUGACAAAGAAACCGGGGAAACGUGGAGCCCAUCCGGCUGCGCUCGUCACCUGCCGAAACUUGACCGACGCGUUUCAGGGGACCGGCGCGCGCUGACUCGGGCGGCCGGAGAUUUCUGCCACCUUCUUCUUCCUGGAGGGGAACCAUGCCGGUCCGGAGGGGUCAUGUUGCGCCACAGAACACAUUUCUGGGAGUAAUUAUCCGUAAAUUCGAGGGACAGAACAAGAAAUUCAUCAUAGCGAACGCCCGCGUGCAGAACUGCGCUAUCAUCUACUGCAACGAUGGCUUCUGCGAGAUGACGGGCUUCUCGCGGCCGGACGUCAUGCAGAGGCCGUGCACGUGCGACUUCCUGCACGGCCAGUUCACCAGCCGGCACGCCGUGGCCCAGGUGGCCCAGGCCCUGCUGGGCUCGGAGGAGCGCAAGGUGGAGAUAACCUACCACCGCAAAGACGUCUUCGGCCUGCGUCAGACUGGAUGGAGCUAUCUGGGAUCUGUCAUCUUCAGGUCCCUCCACUCAAGGACGGUCAGAACCAUUCUAGCGCUGUCUUGGGGUUUGCUUUGGAUGGUUAAGGUGAGACAUCACCGCGGUCUCAGGUCUCAGAUCUGCAGAGCAUGAGAGGAGUGAUCCCUCAUCCCUUCAGGCUACUCACUGCCCUGUUGCUGCCGGGGUCAAGAGCAGGCUUCACUGUGGGGACAGAGCCGUCGCUAUAGGCAUGGUUCUCCAAAAGGAGUUCAGCCUUUGUCCUCGCGUCACAUUCAGUAACUGCAGCGCUGCACAGACGUUCAAAGCAAACUCAAAUUCUGGUUGCUAAAUAAAAAACACCACAAAAGUUAAUGAUAAAACCUUUUUUAAUGACCCCCGAGUUCAAGGUCUUUCAGUGUCAUUCUGCCUCCAUAAAAUCCAUACUUGCUCCCUACGUUCCGUCCUCCAGCAUCCAAAGAAACAGGGAUCCGUUUUUUGGUUUUAAGCUUAAACACCAGAGCUGCUUCACACCAACUCAGGUUUGUAGCACCUAAACCACCUAAACAAGGGCCUAAACCACAUUUAGGCCCUUCUGUCUUUUCCGUCAGAGCUUCCAGACAGACAGGAGGCCGCCCCCUCCUCGUCUCUCUGAACGCUAUGAACCACACCUCCUUACUGUACAUUUGAAUGAGUCUUUGGCCUCAUUGAGGAUUCAGAUGCCUCUGCAUACAGACAAGUGCUACAGCUAACAGUCACAACAGGCUGGAGAUGAACAGCUUCAAGACAAUAGCGCUGGUAAUUCCCGUCUGCAGCACUGCAAUGACAGCUAUGGAGCUCUGGUACCACCAUCGCCAAGGACCUUAAAUGUUAACACAUUAAUAUAUGCUCCAUAACAACGCAGGCCCAGUAGAGCAUGUUCAUCCUCAGGCUGCUGUAUUCUACUUCCAAGGAGGCCGUCCUCCCAGCUUCACUGUGUGUUGCGGUGCACACAUUAGACCGCAGAGCUUCAUCAUCUCAGCUGAGAAGAUCGCUCGCUUCAAACCUCCCCGUCUGAUCAGCCACACUUGUCUGAGGCCAGAUACCAUGCAGACGCUGGACACCUUACAGCUUCGAACUGCUUCUUUCAGGGGAAAACGACUAUCUUGAUGUCUUAAUGGGACAUUUUAUAAAGUGCAGCAUUGAGCUAAAGGACAAGAAAUAAAUCAGCGUGAAGCAGUGCUCAAUAUUUCUCCAGGAAUAGUGUCUCAGCUGAAACAAUGCUCUAAUAAAAACCAGGUCAAUGUGAGAGAUUUUAGGUUUAGAUUAAAAAAACAUUAAAAUGAAUGAUUUGAGGUUGUAGCCGUUUAAAAAACAAUUAUAUUUUAGAUGGGACUUCUUCAGUGGCCCUUGGUAUCCAGCACACAGCUCUCAGCCUGUAUCUCUGCUGUCUCCUGUACCGGGAUGUUAGAGGAAAUGUCAUUGUGCAGAGAUGAUUGCUCCUCUCGUGGCGACCGUAGAGAUUUCUGCGAGGCAAUCUUCUUUUUUUAAAUCCCAUGACCCCGGGUCUGCAUAAACUCUCCUUCACGGUCCGCGAGGAAGACUGUGCUCGUCAGCACAACCCCGGGCACAUUGUUAGCGCUUUAUGAUUCGGCCUCUGCUGAACCACUCAGUAUUUGGGCUUAUCUCUGUGACCUAUAGCAGCGAAGCAGCUGUUGUUAACGUGGCAGAAGUUUAUUGAAGCUGCUUGACAUUUAGAUGCUCUAAAAGUCCGGACUAAAUAUUCAGUUCAGUACUUUCGACUUUAGUGUCAUUUUGUUUUUUGUUAAAGGCCACCACCUGCGGUUUCCUCCAGCGCUACUUUAUGCUGCCUUCACAGCAUCGUCGUGUUGUGUUGACAGAUGUGAUUUUUCAGCUGAAUAAAUACAGCGAUUCGGAUUUUGAAAGCCAUUUUUCAUUUCUUUGUAGCUUAAGGCUGAACUGUGUCUAAGUUCUUCCAUGAUGUAUUAUCUAAACUGUGCCUCUACACAUCCUUGGUUUCCACCAGGAAAGACAAGCGCACGAUCAUCCCACUUAUUUGUGCAUUUCGGUCUUUGUUUACAUUCUUAACUAAUGGUAAGAAACAAAACGGAGUCUGUCUGAGAAGAGAGGACAGUGUUCAUUAUGCGUGACGUGGUGUGUGUGGGCUUAAUGUGUGAGGUGCGUUUUAAGGCAGGGGACGAGGGAAAGGCGACUGUUUGAAAUAAAUGAAUCAGAGCUACAUUUACAAUGACGGAGCCCCAGCUCCCUACAUAAUACGUAUGUUUGCAUAACUUUCAUAGAUGUCUGGUAACCCAAAGGGGUCUAAUGACUUGCUCUGUGUGAAGUCAACUGGGGUUUCACGGACAGUAGCUGCUGGUUUACUGUGUAUAUGUCUGGACCCUGAUAUUAGAAGCUGUCUUUGAAUCGAACGACAGCCAGGUGAGAUGACAGAUGAGGGUCGUAACACAUCAAACAUAUUCUAUAUAUCACAUAUAGGGGCCCUGAGAUAAUAUAUAAACCGUAUCAUAUCAGUAUGUGCAAUCCUUAAUGUACAGUAAUACUCUUGUUAAAGUUCAACUUUCCCAGCAGCAUUUACUACAGUGUGAGUAACAUACUGUUCUCAUUCAGCAUCACUUACUAUAAAUGCUUUGCCAUCAAAACAAAUAAUUGAGCCCUUAGGUCAUCUGUUUAAGAUUUAAGAUUGAACACUGCACCGUACUCACCAAGUGCAACAGUUCAGACAGCGAUUGUUAGCCUGCAGCCUUUAAUGUGCUAAUGAAUGCACUCAGUCUUGCAAAAUAAAAUGUGCAAGUUAGAGAUUAAGCUUUUAAAUCUUCCCCUCUUAAUGAUGGCUUCGGAAAUCGGAGUAAAAACAAACGGCUCUGACGAGCGCAGAACAUAUUUACCGAGCAGCUCUGUCUGCCUCUCCGUCCAAUGAUUCAGACUGAACCUCUCCAUACUAAAGAGCUCGCCUGGUCCUUGGUGUAUUAAGAAAUCCAUGGGCUCAGUGCACAGUAAAAGCUCUCAUUUGAAAAUAGCAAAUUAAAUGAAGCAUUGAACUAGAAACAGAUAAAAGUUGCUUUGUUACUUCAGAGAUGUGCAGAGAUUGGUUUUCUAGCCUUUUGUAACAUCUACAAACCUUAGAUUGUGUAUCACUAAAGAUUUGAAAACACAAAAUGCUUGAUGGUAAACUUGUAUAAAAAACUUAAAUUAAAACUCAAAUUAAAUACUGAGUCAGUGAUGUCUUGGUUGUGGUCUUGAAUUGAGUUAUUUGAGCUCCUAUACUGUAUGAACUUGACCUGGAGAAGUGAAGAUAUUGCGUAUGCCAUACUUGCAGAGCGAAAUGCAGACAUGCCAAUGGAAACUAUUUAAGGAGUGUCUAUGAUGGAUGUUAUUUCUCCAGUGUCGACGCUGCUAAUGCAACUACAUUGGAGAGUAACGAGUGACUAGUCAGUGGGGCCCUGCAGCCUCGCACCAAGCUGGACACGAUGACUGAUGAUUUGCCUGGAGCAGCCUGAAUCCGAUGGUGCGACUCUGGAAUGGAAGCCAUUUAUGUUAAAAAAAAAAACAAAAAAACAAUUCUUGUAGAUCCACCACUGUGCAAACAAGAUAAGCCUUUAUCCCAUUUCCCCUGCAGUCACCCCUCAUGUUCUCAGGUUGAGCUGCAUUUGAAAGCAUUGCAUUGACCAGCUCAUAUCUGUGAGAGACCAGAGCAGGCGAAGGACGGGGCAAAGCAGAGCAACAAAAACAGAAGGGAGGCGAGACAACAGGCACCUGAAUGCAACACAAGUUAAAUGCUAAAUAGAGAGUAGAUGAAGGUACGGUUGAUUGGCUUCAGUCACGUGGCCCCGCCUCUGUCUCCAGCAUCCUCCAUCUAACUCUCUGCAAAGUGGGUUCCCUCUUUAGGUCCAAGUAAAGUGACUCUAAAAUACUGCGGUGCCGGUAACGUCUAGAGCAAAUCAUAAAGGAUCACACAAAUGAAGAUUCAUGAAUUGGUUCAACUUGAGGUCUCCCGAGCCCCAGAGAAAGCUGCGGACCGAGCCCCCUCCCCUUUCUUGACCUAAAGUGACACUGACAGAUUUGUGUUGUAGCAAAGGCUUCGAUUUCCUCUUCCGUGCCUCGCAGUGGAUCUCAUUUAUAACGAGUCUGUUCAACGACUCCCCCCAGGCUUCCAGCAACAAGGAGCGGCUCGCACAUUACAGAUCGCCCGCUUACAAGAAAAGCCGAUUUGCGGUUGCGCUCCUCGGCCGCUGCCGUUAUAGAUUGUGGUGUUUUCAAAGCAGAUCGUGCCCCCUGCUGUGCUCUGGCAGUCCCAUUUGAACGCACCUCCGUUCUGUAGCGUUUGAUUGGUUUAGGUCAAUUUCCUCCCGUCUGACACGUCCUUUUCCACGCCGCUCCGUUCCCCAUAACAAGCGUUGCUGUGUUGUACAGCAUAGUGUUGUCCUGGCAACCACUGAUUCGCGCUCGGAUUCGUCCUGGCGUUAUGUGCCGGAGGGGUUCAAAGCCGGGGGAACACAGCGAACAAGUGGGACUGGGUCACGCGGUCCUGGUACCGGCAUCGAACGCAUCUCGUCCAUUCGCCGAGUGCGACUAACGCCGGAAAAUGAACUUUGUGAUGCUGGUGUAAAGUCAUAAUGAGUUCACAUCUCAGACACUCCCAGCAUUUCAUAUACGGUGGAGCAUGACUUGGUGACUAACUCCUACUGUGUGAAGUCUUGAACCAUAAUGCAAUAGAUCCUAAAAAGAUCCUAAAAAAAUGUCUCACAAAAUGCUUCCUCUCCUGACGUACAGGUGUGCACAGCUGGAGUAACCGAACAUCAGCUCUCUGCAUCACCUUUAUUUACGCCGCAGCUCAGCACUUUGUUCAUUAUCAGUGACUUUUAGUGUUGUUUGUCCAAACCUGAUAGAAUAAGUUCUCUUUAUAACAGCUGUUUAAGAGUUAUUUUGUUACAAUUAUCCUGGUUUUAUUAGCCGGCGCUGCUAAUAUGCUCAAACACUAAAAAGCAUGUUAGCAAUAUUAAUGACAACGCAGCGCCAUGUUAUUGUGAGAGAUAUUUUACUAAUGAGAUGGCAGUUUUAUAGUUGUGUAUUCAUCAGGGGUCUCACCUCCAUGUAAGUGUCUGAUACCUUGUAAAAUGUUGUAAGACUGCCAGCGUCAGCCGUAUACACCAGCUUAUAUCUCCACCGUGGGUUUGCAGGCACCGUGCCAGUGAAUAAAUGUAGGUCAUUGAUGUCGAAUCCAAGGAUCCCCCCCCCCCCCCCCCCC